AUGAGUAACGUAAAUUUGGAAUCAAUUCCACAGGAAUUGAAGAAUGACAAGUCAGUGGUACCAUAUGUUUCGAGGGCAGUUGAAUUAGAGUCAAUAAAUCCUAUAGUGAGCUUUUAUUGUAAGAUUUAUGUGCUAGAGCACAUUCUCGCUAAUAAGCUCCAUGCCAAGGAUAAGGAGGUCGAGAAGUUUACAAUUAUGUUAUUAGAUGAUACAGAACAACUCAAGGCUACUGAAAAUGAAUCUUUGCAUAAGGUUUUAAACGAUAAGACCCUUUCACUCAGUGCAGUGAUGUCUUUUGCCUACCAGAUAUUCAACCAAUGUCUACAAGACUUGCAACGAUACGAUGGAACCACGAAGCUGCAAUUGGUAAGCAAAUUCAAGGCAGGUUUAAAUUUCAUGAAUUUACUUAGCAUUUUCACCAAUUCAGCGGACGUAAUUGACUAUUCAAAGUUGACCGGAGGUAAGGCCGUCGAUUCUGGCAGCUUUGCGGAGUUGAAUAAGAGCAAAAUCAAAUUAUUGAAGUUCCAAUUAUCCAAGAUAUUGAAGGACGAAGUGGCGGUCCAAGACGAUGACUUGGAGGCCGAAUUAGACCGUGAGUUAGAAAAUAUGAACGAUAACGGGAAGGAUGUUGUUGGAAACACAGAGGACGAUGCAUCAGUAGACAAAGAUUUGGGUUUGCCAGGGGCACCCAAAUUUAUCAAUGAAGAUACAAAAGAUAACGAAUUGGGUUUACCAGAAACCCCUAAAUUUGUUGACGACAAUAAUAAUGAAGAUGAAUUGAAUGGGAAAAACAAAACCGAGGAUAAGGAUACAAGCAACGACGCGAACGAAGAUGAAGAUAUCAGUCUACCCAAAGCCCCUCAUUUUCCUCCUAACGAUGAAGAUGAAGACGAAGAUAUCAAAUUACCAGGAGCACCUAAAUUUUUACCCGAUAACGAUAUAUCGCAUAUCAACAAGUCAUCAUCUAUUCAAGUAUUUCCACCUGGAAAGCCGGAAGACGACAAUAAAUCAAAACAUGCCUCUUCCAACGAUCGUUCACAUAGUUCGUCUAGUAUUCCUCUUUCCAAGGCCACAGCCAAGGAUGCAGCCAAGCCGCAAAAACCCACUUCUCCCCAGCACGAGCAUCUUACCAAGGAAAACGUAUCUUCGAUAGUUAGCAAGGCCGACCAGAUAACAAAGAUCCAAAAGCACGCCAAGUUUGCCAUUUCAGCCUUGAACUACGAAGACCUCGACACCGCCGAACGCGAAUUGCUCCAGGGGCUUGAACUUCUCAGGGCUGUUAAAGACUAG
Molecule: messenger RNA, 1290 nt
Organism: Debaryomyces tyrocola
Lineage: Eukaryota; Fungi; Ascomycota; Pichiomycetes; Serinales; Debaryomycetaceae
Source: the annotation of a GenBank genome assembly